UUCUGCUUACACUUCUCUCUUCCAACCCUCAUCUCGUCCUCAGCAAUGUCCCAGCCACCCCCAUAUGAUUCCAAUACCCCAUCCAAUCCCGACAAACGUCCCUUACCCUCUGGAUGGAUAGAACAGUAUGAUAAGAAUUACAAGGCCUGGUUCUAUGUAGAUACCAAGGAGAAUCCGCCCAAAUCUUCCUGGGUGCAUCCUUUGGGACCUCCUCCACCUGCUGCGCCUCCCUCAGGAUACGCGCCUCCUUCUGGUCCUCCCCCACCUGGAGGAGGAUUUCCUCAAGGUCCGCCGCAACAGCAGUGGGGUUCACCCGGAUGGUCUGGUCGUUCGCCUAGCUCGGGGUGGGGCCCACAAGGUGGAUGGCAAGGUGGUCCAAGCGGCGGAUGGCCGCAAGCUGGUCCUGGUGGUCCUGGUGGUUGGCAGAGUGGUCCAAGUGGGUGGCAAAGUCCGCCCAUGGCAAGUCCAGGAUAUUACGGACAACCGCAAACCCAGUACCUACAGACCAAGCCGCCCAAAGAGAAGAAAUCCGGCAUGGGAGUGGGCACUGCGGUAGCUGCCGGUGGUGCUGGACUUCUUGGCGGCGUGCUGCUCGGUGAAGCCCUUUCGAGUCAUGAUGAUUUUGAAGAUGGAUAUCAGGAUGGCUUCCAAGAUGGAGCUGACUUUGAUGAUGGAGGGGGAGAUUGGUAAACAUUCUAGUAGAUAGUGCUAAUCACCCUCAUGCUAUCUAGAUAUAUUCUUGUCUGGCAUAACUCUAUACAGUAGGUUUCCUUUUGUAGCUACUGCAUCUAUGCUUUGUAUCAUGUGAAGUAUUUGACAACUGUUCUAUUAUCUGAUGAGCUUUUUUGUCAAUGUCGACUGGUAGCUGAAAAGAUUCAACUCUUAAUUUCAAUUGUUAUGAGUGUAACUUGAUAACAUGUUGUAUAGGUUGAUAUUUGAGAGCUGUGUCUAAGAUUUGGGCAAUAGAUCCUAGUUG
This is a messenger RNA of Somion occarium, 976 nucleotides long. Lineage: Eukaryota; Fungi; Basidiomycota; Agaricomycetes; Polyporales; Cerrenaceae. The record is from the annotation of a GenBank genome assembly.